AAUCCUCCUUUGUCCGUUCUCGUCGUCGUCUUCUUCUUCUUCUUACCUCAGCUGGUAGUACAGCCCCAGGCAGCUUUCCCUUAGUCCUGUUCCCCACCUAAAUCUGAUCGAGUCGCUGAAUAAAGAAAUGGAGUCAUUCUGGUUCAACUGGCGAGCAAACAGUAGGUGGGGGGAAGGAGGAGGAAACGGACAGUGAUAGAUAAAGAAGAAGAGAGUCGGCAAAUGCGUUUGUGAUCUUAUCGAAAACAUCAUCCGUUAUUCCUGUCCCGCGGAAGAGAAGGGAGGAGGAGGAGUUGGGUUUUGGAUUCUGAGUCAUCAUCACAUGCGACUGUGUCUGUGAGGUGGGUAUCGAUCCAUAUCUUUGAUUCCAAGAAUCGACGGUCAAGGAAUGGGCAGGCAGAGAUCGCUGAGGAGUAAAGCAGCCCACUUUGUGUCUGAUCUCACCACCGUCUUCCUCAACCCCAUAUCCGAUAAACCCUCACCCAAGCCCCACGCUCCACGCCCUGAGAAUGUAACCAAUUCAAAAGAAGGUCAACUAGAACCGAUAGCGGAGGAUCAUCCCGAGGACUUUGUCGAUGGACCUGAUACUUCCUCUUUCUCUGCAUUCCUCUACUCUCUACUGUCAUCCUCUGAGCCUGGAGAUGAUUCAAAAACUAAGGAGCAAACUGAUGACCGAGUGGACCCAGGUGAAGCCUCCUCUGACGCAACAAUGAAGGGAGCUGCUGGCAGGAAGAGCUUGCUCUCUAGGGGAAGGCAAUCACUGGGUAGAGCCUUUACAAAGAUUGCUGGGUCUCGAAACCAAGAAAGGAGGAGCAAUUCUGAUGGGAAACUCGAUGACGGUGGUACUGAAGGCAAAUUUUCGGGAGUUGAGCUGGGGGAUCUGCAGAGUUCACAAGAAGCCGAAGCUGUGGCAACCCUCCCUGGCGUUUCUGAACCGUCAUUGCUACUUUCUGAAAAAUCGAGGAGCUUGCUUUAUGCUUCGCUUCCAGCGCUCGUCCAGGGCAGGAAAUGGUUAUUGUUGUACAGCACAUGGAGGCAUGGGAUCUCGCUUUCAACCCUCUAUAGAAGAAGCCUGCUUUGGCCCGGCCAAAGUUUGCUGGUUGUUGGAGACCGAAAAGGUGCGGUAUUUGGUGGCUUGGUCGAAGCACCCUUACGGCCAACUAACAAGAAGUAUCAGGGAACGAAUAGUACUUUCGUUUUCACUACUACAGCCGGUCAUCCAGAUAUAUUUCGUCCAACAGGUGCCAAUCGUUAUUACACUCUGUGCUCCACUGACUUCCUGGCAAUUGGUGGGGGUGGCCACUUUGCAAUCUACCUCGACGGCGAUCUAUUGACCGGCUCAAGUUCGAGAUCGGAAACAUAUGGGAAUCCUUGUCUCGCGCAUUCUCAGGACUUUGAAGUGAAGGAAGUCGAGUUGUGGGGGUUCGUGUAUGCUUCCAAGUACGAGGAGUUGCUUGCCUUAAGCCGAACGGAUGAACCCGGGAUUUGUCGAUGGUAGACUUAUAACACUAGUGAGGAUCUUUCAUAUAGAAUGCUAAGAGUUGAUGCUUUCUUCUCGUAUUCCUUUACCGAGCAAAGACAGUGGCAAAUUUCUGCCCAUUUUGGGGAAUGUUCGAAUUGCCACGUAAACAUGUACAUAUGUCUCUGUGUAUAGAUUAGAAUACUGAUGCCUGUGUUUAUGAGGGGGAAGAAAAGAUUUCUCAUGCCUAUGUGGUUUCCACCCAGUUUUAGUAUAGGGAAAAGUGUUCUGAUGCCCUAUGUAAUGAGUUGGACUACUGACUGAAGCAUCUAUUGCUGUUUGACAUUCCCUUUUCCUAAUCUCCUUUUAACGGUCA
This is a messenger RNA of Punica granatum (pomegranate), 1835 nucleotides long. NCBI's taxonomy places the organism in Eukaryota, Viridiplantae, Streptophyta, Magnoliopsida, Myrtales, Lythraceae. The record is from RefSeq and is a predicted model, not a curated record.